AUGACCGAGUCGACGGUUCUGCAAAAGUUCAAUUCACUGAUUGAAAAUGGUCUGGUCUUCUAUGAUGACCACCAGCAGAUCAUUGAACAUAUUGACGAUGGCUUGAAGUUCCAAUUCCUUCUCACGUCUGCUCUGUCAAAGAAACCAACCUUCCAGACAAAUGUCCCCCAUCCCGAACGCGACGUCAAUGCAUUCGCGGAGAAACGGGAUGGGAGCGACAUAGAUACUGCGGACUAUGAGAUAUGCCGCAUCGGAGACACUCACUUUCUCGCCGCCAACAAGUUUUGUUACGCGAGGCCGCAUCUCAUGCUCUUGACUCAGGACGGACACAAAAGACAGUACCAGGCACUCAAUCGAGAAGACUGGCAAGCCUUGCACAGUAUUCUAAGCAGUCAGAGUAAUGAGUAUGUUGCGUUUUACAACUGUGGUCAAGAUGGAGGGUGUAGUCGAUUGCAUAAGCACAUGCAGUUGAUACCCAAGCCCAAGGAUAGCUUCGCAGCCUUUCUGGAUGAUAAAGAUGGGAAUGAGCCUGAUGUACCUUUUCAGUGGUUCUACCAUCGGUUUAAUUUCUUGGACAUGUCACCAGAGGGGUUGCUGAGUAUCUAUCAAGACCUCUUGCGAAAAGCGACAGAAGUUGGAGCAGGGCUUUCUGAGAACGCAAAGAAGCUUCCACGUGGAGCUGCGAUCCCGCACAAUAUGCUGGUCACCAAGCAAUGGAUGAUCGUUCUUCCGAGGCGUCGUGCAGCUGUUAACAAAGAAGCUGGCGCGAACGCGCUUGGCAUGGUGGGAGUUAUCGCCGUUGCGACGCAACGGGAGAUUGAUAAUUGGAUAAACAUCGGGCCUGCGAAAGCAUUGGGAGAACUCAGUGUGCCCAAACCCUCUUCCACUACAUAG
Molecule: messenger RNA, 894 nt
Organism: Fusarium coffeatum
Lineage: Eukaryota; Fungi; Ascomycota; Sordariomycetes; Hypocreales; Nectriaceae
Exons: 2
Coding region: 1-894 (297 amino acids)
Biological process (GO): nucleotide metabolic process
Molecular function (GO): ATP binding; ATP:ADP adenylyltransferase activity
Source: RefSeq, a predicted model, not a curated record